Molecule: messenger RNA, 4899 nt
Organism: Rhizopus microsporus ATCC 52813
Lineage: Eukaryota; Fungi; Mucoromycota; Mucoromycetes; Mucorales; Rhizopodaceae
Exons: 17
Coding region: 1-4899 (1632 amino acids)
Biological process (GO): telomere maintenance; protein phosphorylation; DNA damage checkpoint signaling
Cellular component (GO): nucleus
Molecular function (GO): protein binding; protein serine/threonine kinase activity
Source: RefSeq, a predicted model, not a curated record
AUGGUGUCACACACAGUGGAAGCUUUGGCGGCAUUGGAGGAUGAUAACGAUAGAAGGGCCAGUUUACUCAUUCAAAAGUUGAAGGAUAUAGCUAGUUGUCUAAAUACAAGCACCUCAUCUCUUUUAAAACCCCACUGCAAAUCUUUAUCCGAGUUACUUGUCAGAGCACUUCUUUAUGACACUGGCUUUGCUGGCCAAAUUGCUGGUUUGUUUGAUUGUGAUACAACAAGCUUCCUGCGAGCCUACUUUGAAUAUACACUACCUUAUGCUGUCCUUUAUGCUCCAAAUGAAAACCCUUUGGCGAUCAUAUCAAAAGAACUUUCUGUAUCUAUGGCAGAACUUUGCCUACAAGGUGGAUUACAUAUUACCAUAGCCUUGUUAAUGGAGCAGAACUCCAAACUGAAAGAACAAGGAAUCAAGCGCUUGACGCGAGUGUCCAAGUCCAAAGCGAUUUUUAAAACGCUAAUCUCCAAUAAUUUGACUCAAAUAACUACAGAUUUAGCUUUAUCACUAGGAUGUUUAGAAAAGAAAUCACAGGCCAUUGAAGCUCUACAUCAGUUAAAAAACAUGGUUGAUGGCACUAUAGAUUUAUCAAAGUAUCUUUCAAUAUACGUUAUAGCUAUACUAGAAAAGAUUGCAAGAUUUACCAAUGCCAAAAAGAUAAAGCGACCAGAUCCUGAGCCUCCUUAUGCAUUGUCAUCACUUGAAGAAAUCAUGAAAUUAUUAGGGUCAAAUGUUCAAAACCAUGCCACUUAUCUUGUCAAGGUGUUCUAUUCUGUCAGCGAGAUAAACAAUAUGGAAAUGGAAGCACUCAGUCUGUGGAAUUGCUUCAUCUUUGCCCUAAGUGAUGAAGGAUUAAAGCUACAUUUGAGCACAAUUAUCCGCGGGCUUACAGACAUGAUCUGUCAUUCGAACCAGUCAGUUCGUAUUUUAGUAGCAGAUACAAUUAAAAAGCUUUUGAUAGAUCGAUAUGAACUUACAAAGGAUUUAUAUGGCCAAAUUCCUCCACUCCCUCAAUUCGAUGAGCUACAAGACGUUAGAGAAUUUAUCGAAAGCAGCAGGGAGAUGCAGCUGAUAAGGGAGUUCAAUAGAGCAUUUGCAUCCAUACAGAAACCAAGUGAUGUUGAAAUCCUCUUGGGUAUUCAAAAAAUGUCCAAGUUACUUGAACGAAAGGAACUACUGGCUGUGCGUACGGGACAUCUCUAUUCACAGCUAUUGAUGUUAGCUCACAAAUACAUCAAUCAUCCAGAAAUAUCAUAUGCUGUCGGUGUAUGUCUUGGUAAGUUGAAUGCUAUUGAUCCAAGUAGAAUUCAAGUCAAGGUUCGCAACGACAAGACAUAUGUUAUAAAUAAUUUUAAAACCAAUGAAGAGAAUUUAAAAUUCAUAUGUGAUAUUGUCAUCAACUGUCUGAUACCUGCUUAUCACGCUGUGAACAAUGAAUUUAUGCACCAGUUAAUAUCAUACUCGAUACAAGUCUUACUCAAACAUGCUGGAUUUAGAACAGUCGAGACCAUGGAAAGCAGCAAAGAAUACGAGAAAGUGUUUAAUACAUGGCAGAGAUUUCCUCAUUCCAUUCAAGAAUUUUUAACGCCUCUCUUACGGUCGUCUUAUGUCGUUGUACUUCCUGAAUAUAUAUUCAAUUACCCGAUAUAUACCAAGGCAGAUAGUGUCUCAACCUGGGUUGUGCAAUGGUACUGCUUAUUAGAAAAGAUUACAGAUGAUGAGGCUCGACCUAUCUUCUCAGCAUGCCUACCAGUUGUUUACUAUGGUAAUCUGGAUGUCGCUCUGUAUCUACUACCACAUUUGAUUCUCCAUGUUAUUUUAUCCGCAUCAGCCAGCGAUAUUCAAAACAUUGUAAAUGAAAUCCUUCUUGUACUCAACACAAACUCGAAGCUAGACAAGGCUGAUCAAAAGAACCAAGCAUCGCUCCAAGCUGUUGUUGCUAUUACGGAACACUGCCGACAGUGGUUGUAUCGCGCUGGGUCUAGAGAUACGACCAUGGUUGGUCGCUUUUUGGAAGCUAUUCCUGACAAACUAAUGGCCAAAGCUUCGUUCUAUGCUAAAGCGUAUCCUCAGGCACUUAUGCAUUUUGAAAAUUAUAUCAAAACAAGUUCCUCAAAUUUAUUGGAAGACGAAGAGACGAUGAGGUUUUUGCGACACAUUUAUGUCAAAACAGAAAAUAUGCAAGAUCUUCAAGCAUUACUCAGCAUGUAUUCCAUCAGAUUUAGUAAUGAUGAAGAAAUUAUCCGGUUUGAGAAUAUGGGAAAAUGGAAAGAAGCAGAGAUUUAUCAUAUGGAUAAUGUUGCAAAGAAUCCACAUGAUCUAUCUGCUUGUAUGAGCUUCCUGGAAUGCCUUAAAAAGUCUGGAAGCUACGCAUCUAUUUUAUAUUUUUCUGACAAGUAUGUUGAUGCAAAUCCUCACUGGUCGACUCAUAUGAAUGCUUUUAAGAUGGAUGCAGCUUGGAGAAUGGGCGAUUGGAAUGCACUUGACGAGGCUUCCAAACAUCAGACUAUAGAGACAACAGAGUCGUUUAUUGCACGUGCUUUAGGUAGCAUGAAAAAGAACAGAAACCUUGAAGCGGCGAGCUACAUUGAGCAUGCAAGACGAGAUCUGAUUAGCAGCUUGGGGGCAAAGACGAUUGAGUCCUAUCAGAAAUCAUAUCAGACAAUUUUCAAGCUACAGCAGCUUCAGGAAUUAGAAGACGCACAGAAAGCUUGGGAGGCAAAAGAUCCUAUUGAGAAGGUCUCGGAACUCGAGAACAAGUGGAAUAGAACCCUUAAGCUUCUUAUGCCACAAUAUCAACAUAUUCAUGAUUUACUUGAACUUCGACGAACGGCCCUGUACGAUAUCAGACCACGUCAGCAGUCAGUAUCUUGUGGUGGCAUUUGGCUAGAUAUUGCCAAGUACAGCAGAAAAAAUGGACACUUGAUUGUAGCACUUGAUGCAAUUGUCAAUGCGGAAAGAGCUGGUAAUGAAAUAACGCAUAGAGAAAAGGCAAAAUGGCUCUGGCAAACAGGAAGAAGACAGGACGCUGUGACUAUGUUGACAAAUCUAGAAGAAGGUGCUGCUGCGAACGAUGCAAUCAUCCUUAAUUCAUUUUAUCUGAAGGACUCCUCUAUUUACAGUGGUGAAAAGGCCAGAUUUUAUAUGACUCAUGCCAGAAAAGGCCCAGAAAAACAAGAAAAGGCAAAUGUGCAAUAUGCCGUGUAUUUGUGUAAGCAAUGCGCUGGAAGACCUCCAUCGAUAUGCAUAAGAGUUUAUGAAAUUAUCAUAAAAACAGUAUUGAAGGCGCUCUCUUGUGGAUCAAAAUAUUAUUAUACCUCCAUGUCGAAAUUCAUUAAUUACUGGGUUAAGAUGGUAUCACUUGCUGACGAGAACAAGAAAUCAUCUGAGGGCCAAGGCUAUGCAGAGACACUAACAAGAACCAAUGAACUAAUAAGAACCGCUCUUACGAAGGUCCCUACAUACCAGUUUGGUAAAUUUUUAACCCGUCUGAUAUCGCAUCUAACUGUGGGGAAUACUGAUAUGGCAAAUACUCUAUCUUGUAUUAUUGAAGCUGUGUUUUCUACUUACCCAAGAAACACUAUUUGGCUUUUAUUAAAUACUCUUGAUGGUCGAACUCCUUUACUUACUGAUAGAAUCAAUACUAUACUUGGCCGUGUCAAGGCAAAUAAACAGAAUACAGUGAUACCUCUCGUGAUAGAACAAGCAACAUACUUUAGAAAUUUCUUGCACAGAAUAUCCAAAUAUCCAGUAGGAGACAGAGCACAGUCAACGCUAAAUUUGAAGGAUAUACCUAAAUUGAAGCAAGUGCUAAACUUUGAUGGCUUUGUAUUAACCGUCCCAAGAGAAAGCAGCCUAUUUCCACGUUUACCAGAAUUAAUCAAAAAAGGUGAAACCUUUGAUCCUUUCCCUGGUGAAAUAGUAACGAUUACGAAGGUAAUGCCUGAAGUAGAUGUCAUGAGAUCAUUACAGCAACCCAAAAGAAUCACUUUUGUCGGAAGCGAUGGAAGGAACUACAAGUUCUUGUGUAAGGCCAAUGAUGAUCUUCGAAAGGAUGCACGUAUGAUGGAGUUUAACUACAUGAUUAAUUCCUUUUUGAAGAAAAAUCCUGAUUCAAGAGACAGAAAUCUAUAUAUAAGAACGUAUGCUGUAAUUCCACUGGGUGAUGAAUGGGGCCUGAUUGAAUGGAUUGAUAACCUGUUCCCUUUGAAAGCCAUUGCUACUGAUAUCUAUAAUAAUUUGGGUAUAAAGGCAAAUCAAGUACAAAUAGAAUAUAGAAACAAAAGGCAGUUACCAGGCUUAACAGACGAAGAGCUUUUAGAAUUAUUCAAGAGAGUACUAGCGCAAUCUCCACCUGUUUUACAUAAAUGGUUUUUGAAGUCCUUUCCUGAACCUAAUCAAUGGUUAGCUAGUCGAACAAGAUAUGUAAAGACACUGGCUGUUAUGUCUAUUGUAGGACAUAUGCUUGGACUUGGCGAUCGACAUGCUGAAAAUAUUCUUUUCGAUCGUACAAAUGGAGAUACAGUUCAUGUUGAUUUGAAUAUGUUAUUCGAUCAAGGCUUACGACUGAAUGUACCUGAAGUAGUACCGUUUAGACUUACUCACAACCUAGUAGAUGCUAUGGGAAUCGUAGGCUAUGAAGGACAGUUUCGCAAGACUUGUGAAAUAGUUUUACAAAUCCUACUCAAUAAUCGCCAAGCACUGACAGGCGUGUUUCAAACGUUGUUUAACGAAUGGUCACAGUCUGAUGCGAGGGAUCGAGCAUCUAGAACGAUGGGUGUGUUGAAGAAAAAAUAUGCUACGGCAGAAGAGUCAGGGGUUGAAGCUGAAGUAGACAAGCUGAUCAAAGCUGCCACAGAUAUAGGCAAUUUAUCAAAAAUGUUUCCAGGUAUUUAA